Dipodomys spectabilis (banner-tailed kangaroo rat) is the source of this 5881-nucleotide messenger RNA. RefSeq names its product CDK5 regulatory subunit associated protein 2 (gene Cdk5rap2). Gene Ontology annotation, biological process: positive regulation of microtubule polymerization; negative regulation of centriole replication; regulation of mitotic cell cycle spindle assembly checkpoint. Bases 162 to 5843 code for a protein of 1893 amino acids. The transcript has 40 exons. Gene Ontology annotation, cellular component: perinuclear region of cytoplasm; microtubule organizing center; mitotic spindle pole. Gene Ontology annotation, molecular function: protein kinase binding; transcription cis-regulatory region binding; calmodulin binding. NCBI's taxonomy places the organism in Eukaryota, Metazoa, Chordata, Mammalia, Rodentia, Heteromyidae. The record is from RefSeq and is a predicted model, not a curated record.
UGGCGGCCGCUGUGGUUUGAAUUCCAGCGGCGCCUCCUGACUCGGAACAAGAGCUGGGCCGGAGGGGGCGGGACCUGAGAGUCCGGGCGGGUCGCUGCAGCCGAGGAGCCGGCGGCGCCAGCGCCGCAGUCGUUGAUGCCUACGUCGCCUUUGCGUCCGCGAUGGACUCGGUUUUGGAAGAGGACGUCACCCUCCCCGGGACGCUCAGCGGCUGCAGUGGCCUGGUCUCCACUCUGCCAGAUAAUCUGAAUGGCAUCAGCAUCAGUGCUGGCUUGGGAAAUGGCGGGCUUCCAAAAGCAUCAGAGGAAAAGGUUUCUCCUACCCGAGCACGGAACAUGAAGGAUUUUGAAAAUCAAAUCACUGAACUGAAGAAAGAAAACUUUAACCUGAAGCUCCGUAUCUAUUUCCUUGAGGAAAGAAUGCAGCAGGAGUUUGAUGGCCCUACUGAACAGGUCUACAAAACUAACAUUGAGCUCAAGGUGGAAGUAGAAAGUCUGAAGCGGGAGCUCCACGAGAGAGAGAAACUGCUCAUCAAAGCCUCCAAAGCGGUGGAGAGUUUAGCGGAAGGGGGUGGCUCUGAGAUUCAGCGGGUGAAAGAAGACGCCCAGAAGAAGGUGCAGCAGGUAGAAGACCUCCUAACAAGAAGAAUCCGCCUUCUGGAAGGGGAUGUGAAAGCCGCCCAAGCAGAACUGGAGAAAGCCUUUGUGGGGACAGAAAUGGAGAAGGCUCUUCGGCUGAGUUUGGAAAGCCAGCUUGCAGCGAUGAAGAAGAUGCAGGAGGGGGACUUGGAGGUGGCUCUGGCCCUGGACGAGAAGGACAGGCUGAUUGAGGAGUUGAAGCUGUCUUUGAAGAGCAGAGAAGCUUUAAUUCAGCGCCUUAAAGAGGGGAAAUCUCAGAUGGCAUCUCCUGAUGAGAACGUGGCCUCUGGAGAGCUCGGAGGACUUUCUACUGCUCUGAAGGAAGCUAAGGAGAGAGACGAGGAUGAGGCCACACAAACGGAGCGCCAGAAGGAGAGAAAUCACUUUGAAGAGAGGAUCCAGGCACUUCAGGAGGACCUGAGAGAGAAAGAAAGAGAAAUUGCUACAGAGAAGAAAAAUAGUUUAAAGAGGGAUAAAGCUAUCCAGGGCUUAACCACGGCACUAAAAUCAAAGGAAAGAGCGGUUGAGGAACUUAACGCUGAAAUCAAAGAUCUCAACGCUGCCUUCGCAAAAGCCAAAGAAGCCUCCCAGAAAACCCAGACCCAGAAAUUCCAGGGGUCUGAAGAUCACCAGGCUGCUUUGGCGGAGAAGGAAGCCCUGUUGGCUGAGCUGCACUCGGAAAACCUCACCAAGAGCACUGAGAACCACAGGCUGCGGAGGAACAUGAAGAAGAUGAGCCAGGAGCUGGGCGAGCUGCAGCAGGAGAAGGCGAGGCUGGAGCAAGAGCUGGACGAAGCCCGGCGGGAGGGCAGCCGAGGAGCUCGAACUGCCAACGACCUUAGGAAUGAAGUUGAGAAAUUACGCAAUGAAGUGAAUGAAAGGGAGAAAGCAGUGGAGAAUCAUUACCAGAGUCUUUUGAGUGAAAGCAGCAGAAAGUUGCACAGUCAAGAGCAAGUCAUCAAACGUCUGAGAGAAAGCGCCAAUCAAAAGGACUUGAUGCUUCGGAAAUUCAGUGAAAAAGAUUUGGAAGCAAUACAGCAGAGUCAUCAUUUAAUGACCACGGAGGAUCUGGAGUUUGGGAGCGAAGCCUUAAUAACAGAAAAGUGCUCUUCUCAACAGUCACCAGGCAGCAAACUCAUCUUCUCUCAGGAAAAGCUGCAUUCAGACUAUGAAGAGUUGGUUGAGGUCUUAAAGAAGGAGCAGGACAUCUAUGCCCAUUUGGUGAAAUCUCUGCAGGACCCAAACAGUGUCAACAACCUGCAGGCUGAGUUAGGCCACAUUUUUGCCUUGCGGAAGCAGCUGGAGCAGGAUGUGCUCGCACAUCGGAAUUUGCAAAAGGCCCUGGAGGAACAGAUCAGCGAAAUUCGGAGACGAGAAGAGGAACCAUUUUCAUUUUAUAGCGAUCAAACAUCUUAUCUAAGUAUUUGCCUUGAAGAACCCGAUCGGUUUCAAGUGGAGCGUUUUUCUCAAGAAGAACUUAAGAGAAAGGUCAGUGACCUCAUACAGCUCGUGAAGGAAUUAUACACAGACAACCAGCACUUGAAGAAAACCAUUUUUGACAUCUCCUGCAUGGGUGUUCAGGGAAAUGGCAGACUUGAGUCCACACAACAGGCAGAGCUUCUGGCUAGCAAGGAGGACGAGGACAUGAUCAAAAUUGAAGAGGAUGGCGAGAACAAUUUCCAGAGUGACCAGCGAUUGCAGCAGAGUAAUGAGAUGAUAGAGGACCAUGCUAAAGGAGGCUGCAAAAAUGGAUAUUUAAGGCACACAGAUGCCAAUAUUUUAGACCAUGAUGGAGUCCCCAAGCCUGGCCACUGUGGAGACCAGCGCCUAGAAGAACUUCUGGGGCUGCUUACUCCUUUCUUCCAUGAGAAGGCCUCAUUGCUGCUGGAGUCCAGGCCAGACCUUCUGAAAGCUCUACAAGAACUGCUUCUGGGGCGGAUAUACCUGGCAGAGCAGGAAGCUUCUGGAGAACACGUUGAUGGUAAAACAGAGAAGAUGCUCAAGCAAAUUGCUGUUCAGCUGAGAAGAGAACUUGAGCAUUCUGUCCCAGCCAGCCCCUUUGCCAGGCCACAUGAUGGGCUGAAGUCCCCGUGGAGGGCCCAGCUAGUGAAGACAAGUGAAGUGGACAGGACGGAGAUGAAAAAUGUCUCUGUGCAGACCGUGGCUGUGGAGGAAGACCCUCUCAGGUUCACUUAUGAGGGGCAGAAGAAGGCUUGGGAAGACGUGGCGGCAGAUGCCACGUUCAGCUCUGAGCCCCAGCCAGAGAACUUGCGUGGGAUGCCAGGGAUGCAGACCACUCUCCUCUCCUUCCCCUGUGUGACCAACAAAGAGGCUAAGAAGUCCCGCCUGCCGAUCCUGAUGAAACCAGCCCAGUCAUUAGGGCAUGCAUAUCGUUUCCUUGCCACUCAGGAGGUGGUGGCCAAACUUCAGGGCCAGAUCAUGGAGCUUCAGGGUGAGCUGAAGGAGUGUAAAACACAUAAUAAGCAGCUUCAUCACAAGUUAAUUCUGGUGGAGGCCCUGAUGGAGGGGAAGCCAGCACCUGACCAAAUGCUGCUGAAUGUGCCUGCAGCUCAGCCCCUUGUGGAAGCAGCCUCCCAAGACAGCCCAGGCAAGCACGAAGGAACUAAAAGCUCACCCUCAGCCCAGAGAGACAAGGAGGCAGAUGAUGACCAGCACAACAACCUUGAGACCGAUUCUGAAAUUUAUUCACCUGAUGACCUGGCUGUGUUGCCAACACAUAAAGAGAACUCUGAAGAUUUUCUGGACCCAACUUCUGCAGCCACUUGCUUGGAUUCGAAGAGUCAGCUUUCCGUUAAAGUCAGUGUGUCUGAGUCUGAUCCAUCUGGGGACCUCGACAUUUCACAUGACACAGAAUACUUAAAACAGAAAAUCUGUGACUUGGAAACUGAGCUGGAGGGCUAUCGGAAUUUCCUGUUUCAGCUUCAAAAGCACUCCCAAUGCAGCGAGGCCAUUAUCACGGUUCUGUGUGGGACAGAAGGGGCCCAAGAUGGCUUGAACAAACCCAAGGGCAGUACUGAUGAAGAAGAGAUGACCUUUUCAAGUUUGCACCAAGUACGAUACGUGAAACACAUGAAAAUCCUCCGCCCACUCACCCCCGAGAUGAUUGAUAGCAGGAUGUUAGAAAGCCUCAGACAACAGCUGGUGAAGCAGGAGUAUGAGCUGCAGAAGGAGCAGAAUUUGAACUUGGAACUUUUCAGUGAAAUCCAUAACCUGCAGAAUAAGUUCCGAGAUCUUUCACCUGCCAGAUACGAUUCAUUAGUUCAGUCCCAAGCCAGGGAGCUCUCCCUUCAGCGGCAGCAGAUUAAGGAUAGCCAUGACAUCUGUGUCAUUUACCGUCAACACAUGAGCACCAUGAUCAAGGCGUUUGAGGAGCUGCUGCAGGCUAGCGACGUGGAUGCCUGUGUGGCCGAGGGCUUCCAGGAGCAGCUGAAUCAGUGCGCCGAGCUGCUGCAGCGGCUGGAGAAGCUUCUCCUCCACGGCAAAUCAGCUGGAGUGGAACUGGGUUCUCAGAAUGAACUGAUGGAGAGGACUGAGGAAGACAACUCAACCUACCAAGACAUUCUCCCCAAAUCUCCGGAGCCUCCCGCCUCUCAUAUAUUGUCUGAUGAUGAAAUGUCUGAGAAGUCUUUCCUCUCACGGGACCCAAAGCAAGACAGUGAGACCGAGAAGAUCUCAGCAGUGUCGAGCCGCUUUCCUCAAGACUUACUAAUGGAACACAUACAGGAAAUUCGAACUUUGAGGAAACGCCUAGAAGAAUCUAUUAAAACAAACGAGAAGCUACGGAAACAGCUGGAACGGCAGGGGUCUGAACUGGAACAAGGUCCCACAAACACUCUUACUCAUGGUUCUGAGCUGCACAGUUCUCUGAUAUCUGAGAUCCACUUCCUGAGGAAGCAAAACCAGGCCCUCAGUAUGAUGCUUGUGAAAGGAUCCAAAGAUAAACAGAAGGAGAAUGACAAAUUACGAGAGUCUCUCUCCAAAACGGCCGCGAGCCUUGAGCACCUUCAGCAGGAAUGUGCGGGAGUGAGGGAAGAAAACGAAAGGCUGUGGAAGGAUGUUGCUGAGAGGGAGAGUCACAACCAGCAACUGGCCCGGGAGCUGAGCAGGACACAGGAGGAGGUUAUGUCAAAGCAGCAGCUGCUCUCAGAGAAUGACAAGCUGCUGCAGUCCCUCCGAGUGGAGCUGAAGGUAUACCAGAAGCUGGAUGAAGAGCACAGGCAGCGGUGGCAAGAGGCCCAAGCUGAGCCGUCUGGAGAAGGCUGGAAGGGGCAGGAUCCUUUGAGAGACCUGCAUGGCCUCCUGACCGAGAUGCAGGCUCUGCGGGCCCAGCUGGAAAAGAGCAUUGAAACCAACAGCACCCUGCGGAGCAGGCUGGAGGAGCAGCUGGCACAGGGGGCGAACAAGGCCCAGGAAGGAGCCCUCAUUCCAGCCACGCAGGCCCUAUGCAUCCCCGAGUGGUCCCUUCAGCUGGACAAACAUGAUGGUGACAAAUGUCCCGUGCCAAGUGACAACUCAUUUGAUUCCACUCCGGCAGUGACAGUAAAAUCAGAGACUCCCCUGCUCUCUGGAAACGAUGUGGACUCCUUUUCCUGUGAUAGUGGCAGCUUGGCCACCAAUACUGCACAAGUGUCCUACUUGGUCACUAGCCACCGCCUGUGGGCCAGCAGCAGUGGCCGCCACAUCCUGGGCCUGGCUGAGGACUAUGAUGCCCUCUGUAAACAGAUCAGCCAGGGCCACAAGCUCCUUGCAGAAAUGGACCUUCAAACCCGAGAGGCCCUGAGCCCCACAUGUGGAGAGCCGGGGACAAAGGGUCCACACCUGGUGCCCCUGAGCAAGUUUGUCUUCAGCGUGAGUGCAGCCAAGCUGGUCCUGGAAGAGGCCUCAAGGCUGCUGCAGCUCCUCUGGAGAGUCUCACUGCCCCCAAAUGGCCAGUGUUCCCUUCACUGUGAGCAGAUUGGUGAAAUGAAGUCAGAGAUCACCAAACUUUACAAAACGUUGUUUGAACAAGAAAAGAAGCUGCAGAACAGUGUGAAGCUUUUACAGCAGAGCAAGCACCAGGAAAAAGUCAUCUUUGAUCAGUUGGCCGUCACCCACAAAGUCCUUCGGAAGGCCAGAGGAAACCUGGAGCUCAGGCCUGGAGGCGCCCAUCCAGGAACGUCCAGUCCCAGCAGAUCAGGCUUCUGAGGAGAACUUUCAGCCAAUAAAGCUUGUGCCUGAGAUCA